AUGUCCCUCAAAGUCACCCAGCAAAAUGGGAUCUCGGUGUACACCAUCAGCGGCUCCAACACCGGCCGCUCGCUGCCCGACUGGCUUGCGCGCAAACGGAAGAGGUCGCUCAAGAAUGACGAGGCCUACAUGAACCGCAUUGAACUGAUUCAGGACUUUGAGUUCGAGGAGGCAAGUCAAUGCAUCAAGGUCUCGGAGGAUGGGGAGUAUGCUAUGGCGACUGGAACCUACAAACCCCAACAGCACAUCUACCACCUCCCCUCAUCAGCAUUGAAAUACGCCCGCCACACCUCCUCCCUAAAUAUCAAGUUCAUCCUCCUAUCGACCGACUAUACAAAAUCCCUUCAUCUACAGACCGACCGCUCCCUCGAGUUCCACACGGCAAUGGGCUGUCACCACACUACUCGUAUCCCCCGCUACGGCCGCGACCUUGCCUAUCUAAAGCCUUUUGCGCAUGUAAUUGUCCCUGCCGAAGGCAAAGAAGUCUUCCGUCUCGACCUCGAAGGCGGCCGCUUCCUGAAACCUUUCGAGCUCGGCGGCUACGACGACAUCGACGCAACCGUCAACUCCGUCGAGUGCGUGGGUGUCGCCGACGGCAGCCACGGCCUCAUGGCCUUUGGGACCGACCUAGGCACCACAGAGUUCUGGGACCCGCGUAGCCGGAACCGCAUUGGCGUGCUAUCCCCGCCACCAAAAACUAGCAUCUACAACAACGUGCUCGGGGAAGCCGCCACCCCCGGUGUCACAGCUGUCGAUGACACUAUACGAUUUGCGUUCGCCGACCCCACUGCUGUCGAAAGACCAAGGAUACGGCUUCCCAAUCCAAAACCUGGCUUUCCUACACUCCUCGACCAACCGCGCAUCCGGCCUCGAGAACGCCUACGAGUCCACCUCAACCCCAAGGUCCUCUCCUCCUGCAAGCGUAUCAUCAAGAUCUGGGAUGCGACCAACGGCAAGCCCUGGACCUCGAUCGAGCCCUCCGUAGACCUCAACGACGUCUGUGUCGUACCCAACUCCGGCAUGAUCCUCACCGCCAACGAAGGCCGCGAGAUGCACUCCUUCCUGAUCCCCGCACUCGGCCCCUCCCCCUGGUGGUGCGCCCACCUCGACACCCAGAUCGAGCAGCUCGCCGACCGCUUCAUCAACGACCCCGAUGCCUACGUCACCGGCGCCGCCCCCAACGAAAUCGUCACAUACGACAACUACAAGUUCCUUACCAAAGCCGAGCUCACAAACCUCAACCUCGACCACCUCCUCGGCGGCAACACCCAGAAGGGCGGAAGUCUCAUCAGGCCAUACAUGCACGGUUACUUCAUCGACCAGCGCCUCUACGACGAGGCGCGCCUCAUCGCCGACCCCUUCGAGUGGGAGCGCGAGCGCACCCGCAUGGUCAAAGACAAGAUCGACAAGGAGCGCGAGUCCCGCAUCCGCUCCACCGGCAAGGGCCCAAAAGUCAAGAUCAACAAGCGCCUCGCCGAGCGUCUCGCCACCCUCGAACAGAAGCUGGAGCGCACCCGCAAGCGGGAAGGCGCCGGCUCCGACGACGAGGAGGCAGCAGACGAAGAGGCAGCAGCAGCACCGAGAGACGAAAAGAAGGUCCUCAAGGACGACCGUUUCAACAAGCUCUUCCAGAACCCCGACUUCGAGGUCGACGAAAACACCCUCGAGUUCCAACAACUCAACCCCUCUACCAAGCCCCGCGGCCGCACCGCUGCCGAGGAAGAAGACGACUCGGACGCCGCCGCACCACGCCCCAAGGGCCUCAAUCUCGACUCGGACUCGUCCUCCUCGGAAUCCGACUCGGAGCCAGACUCGGACGACGGGAAGCAGCACAACCAGAAAUCCGCGCGCAGCAAGAAGGCACACCAGAAGAAGGCGGCCAAGGCGGAGCCCGAGAUGCGCAUCUCAACCUCGUCGUACAAGAAGAGCGGUCACGACACGCGGGGCUACCCCUCCUCGGGCGUGCAGAAACGUCUCAACAAAGAGAGGUCCUUCGGCGCGCGUGCGGCCUCGGGCGAGGGUGCUGGCGGGCGGGUCAAGCGUGGUGGGCCCGCGCAGAUUAUGGGCGAUCGGGAGAUCUCGUUCUUUGCCAGUGGGUCUAAGCGGGGUGGUGCUGAAGGUGGUAGAGGUGGUAGAGGUGGCAGAGGUGGUAGAGGCGGAAGAGGUGGUGCUAGCGGAGGAAGGGAUCCGAAGGAGAGGAGGAGUGCCAGUGGGAAUGCGUUUAGGAGAGACGGGGUCGCAAAGUAA
Morchella importuna is the source of this 2247-nucleotide messenger RNA. RefSeq lists its product as uncharacterized. NCBI's taxonomy places the organism in Eukaryota, Fungi, Ascomycota, Pezizomycetes, Pezizales, Morchellaceae. The coding region runs from base 1 to 2247 and encodes 748 amino acids. Gene Ontology annotation, biological process: maturation of SSU-rRNA from tricistronic rRNA transcript (SSU-rRNA, 5.8S rRNA, LSU-rRNA). Gene Ontology annotation, cellular component: nucleolus; nucleus; small-subunit processome. Gene Ontology annotation, molecular function: protein binding. The record is from RefSeq and is a predicted model, not a curated record. The transcript has 3 exons.